This is a messenger RNA of Andrographis paniculata, 1658 nucleotides long. Its product is annotated as gallate 1-beta-glucosyltransferase 84A24-like. The coding region runs from base 29 to 1537 and encodes 502 amino acids. Gene Ontology annotation, molecular function: UDP-glycosyltransferase activity. The transcript has a single exon. Lineage: Eukaryota; Viridiplantae; Streptophyta; Magnoliopsida; Lamiales; Acanthaceae. The record is from RefSeq and is a predicted model, not a curated record.
AGCAAAAUUAGGAUCAGGGCAAGCAAAAAUGAGCAGCAGCAGCAGCAGCAAGCAAUCAGACGACAAUCAUGAGCAGAACAAUCUUAAUCUCAAUCUGAAAUUAAAUCUGUCCGACGUUCAUGUCUUCCUCGUCUCCUUUCCCGGUCAGGGCCACGUCAACCCCCUCCUCCGUCUCGGCAAGCGCCUCGCCGCCCUCGGCCUCUCCGUAACGUUCUCCGCCCCCGAGAUCGCCGGCGCUAGCAUCCGCAAGUCCAGCAAGAUCGCCGCCGGCAACACCCCCACCCCCUACGGCCGUGGAACCAUUCGAUUCGAGUUCUUCGACGACGGCUGGGACCUCAGCGACGACAACCGGAACGACCUCGACUCUUACAUGGCGCAGCUGGAGCUCGUCGGAAAACAGAAGCUUCUGGAGAUUAUUGGGAAUCAGAACCCGCCGGUUUCCUGCCUAAUUAAUAAUCCUUUCAUACCCUGGGUUUCCGACGUCGCCGCCGAGAUGAAGAUUCCAUGUGCUGUCUUAUGGGUCCAGUCCUGCGCCUGUUUCUCGGCUUAUUACCAUUAUUACCAUAAGCUUGUCACUUUUCCGAUGGAGGAGUCGCCGGAGAUCGAUGUCCGGCUGCCGUCUAUGCCGGCGCUGAAACACGAUGAAAUCCCGAGUUUCCUUUAUCCCGGAAGCCCUUAUGAUUUCUUGGCCAGGGCGAUUUUGGGGCAAUUCGGGAAACUUGAGAAACUGUUUUGUGUGUUGAUGGACACUUUCGAGGAUUUGGAGGUGGAAAUAAUCAAUUCCAUGUCGGGAAUUUGUGGGCUGCCGAUUAGAACCGUUGGGCCACUUUUCCGGCCGAUUGAAGGUGGCGCUGCCGCCGGCGAUUCGAAUGCAAUCAGGGCUGAUUUCUUCCCGGCGGACGACGACUGUACGGCGUUUUUGGACUCAAACCCGCCGGCGUCGGUGGUGUACGUUUCAUUCGGGAGCGUGGUCCAUUUCGAGCAGGAGCAGGCGGAUGAAUUGGCGUACGGGCUCCGGGACUCGGGGGUGCCGUUCCUGUGGGUCAUGCGGCCGGCGCCGUGGGACUCGACGCGUGCGAGUCACGUGCUGCCGGAGGGUUAUUUGGAGGAGAUUGGUGACCGGGGGAAGAUAGUUCAGUGGAGCCCGCAGGAGAAGGUCCUGGACCACCCGUCCCUGGCCUGCUUCGUCACGCACUGCGGCUGGAACUCCACCGUGGAGGCGCUGGCGAGCGGCGUUCCGGCGGUGGCGUUCCCUCAGUGGGGGGAUCAGGUGACCAACGCCAAGUUCUUGGUGGAUGUUUUCGGCGUCGGGGUCCGGCUGGGCCGGGGCGAGGCCGCCGGCCGGAUUGUCCCGCGCGGCGAGAUCGCGGAGUGCCUGAGGGCGGCGACCGCCGGGCCUACGGCGGAGAAGUUGAAGGAGAACGCCGCGAGGUGGAAGAAGGCGGCGGCGGAUGCGGUGGCGGAGGGCGGCUCGUCUUAUCGGAACAUUGUGGAAUUUGUGGAGGAGGUUGUGCGCGUGUCUGGACGCGCCUCAUAAAUGAUGUGUUCGUAAUUAAUGCGGAUCAGAUGUUGUACUUCUUUUACUUGUAAAAUUGUCAAAUAAAUUACGAAUAAUACAAUAAUAUUUUUAUUUAAUAAUAAAACAUCAAUUCUACGUA